Molecule: messenger RNA, 486 nt
Organism: Macroventuria anomochaeta
Lineage: Eukaryota; Fungi; Ascomycota; Dothideomycetes; Pleosporales; Didymellaceae
Exons: 1
Source: RefSeq, a predicted model, not a curated record
AUGAAGGCAGUCGUACACCGCCUGUCGAAGCUGAAUCUGAAAACCUUCAGAGUCAGCUACUCGCCCACCUACACAAACUUCCUCCUCAACCACAUCGCAACACACCCGUCGCACCCGCUCUACAUUUCGCAAAGACGCAAGCAGCAGGAACACAAGAAGGAGGGGCUGUGGUGGCACGCGACAAACGGGAUUGACAUUUCGAAGUCAGGCUGUGUGAGGACAUGGGCGAGGCGGAGGCUGCGUCAGGCGUUUGUGGAGGAGCUGAAGGCUAAGGGGUACGAUGAGACGGGCAGGCUUGUGGAUGUGGAUGCUAUGCAAGAGAAGAGGGAUGUGACGAAUGUGGUGAGAUUGGGGAGGAGUGUUGAUUUGACUGGGAGUCUGAGGAUACACGGUGUAGGGCCACUAAUACCUGCAAAGUUCAACACCGUGAAGGAGGAAAUGCGCGGCAUUGUUGAGGCGUUGGUGCAAAGUUCGGUGGACACUGCG